Molecule: messenger RNA, 1100 nt
Organism: Fragaria vesca subsp. vesca
Lineage: Eukaryota; Viridiplantae; Streptophyta; Magnoliopsida; Rosales; Rosaceae
Product: cleavage stimulation factor subunit 2-like
Exons: 2
Coding region: 93-911 (272 amino acids)
Biological process (GO): mRNA 3'-end processing
Cellular component (GO): mRNA cleavage and polyadenylation specificity factor complex
Molecular function (GO): mRNA binding
Source: RefSeq, a predicted model, not a curated record
GACAAGGAAAGGACGGCAAUCCUAAUCCAGAUCGGACUCUCGAAAUCUCUAUAUAAUCGGAGUCUUCCGCUGCCACUUUCCUCAUUCUAAUCAUGGCUUCUUCUUGCCGGAUUUUCGUAGGGAAUAUACCUUACAACGCGACCGAGGGGCAGGUCAAGGCUCUCUGCGAGGAGGUCGGCCCUGUUGUCUCUUUUCGAAUCGUUACCGACAAAGACACCGGGAAGCCCAUGGGUUUCGGGUUCUGCGAGUACAGGGACGAAUCCACGGCGUUUAGUGCCCUGCGCAAUCUUCAGGACUGCGAACUCAAUGGCCGCCGUUUGAAGGUCAAUUUCGCUGCUAAUGAGAAAUCCAAUCAUCACCCCAUUGGUCUGCAGGCGGCUGUUGAUGCGGCUGCCACGAUGGGGUUGGCUAGUGAUGCUUUGACUGUGUAUCUCUCCAAAAUGUCGAGGAAUCAGUUGGCCCAGAUGGUCUCAGAGAUGAAGGGAAUUGCGGUAGGGAACAAGGAGAUGGCUCAGGAGUUGUUGCUUGCGAAGCCACAACUGAACAGGGCUCUGCUUCAAGCACAGAUCAUGCUUGGAAUGGUCACACCUCAAAUGAUGGAGAAGGCUAAUAUGAGGCCGCUUCCUAAUGUCCAUCCCCAGCAGCAGCUGCUGGUUCCGAAACCGGAGCCAGUGCAGGUUUUGGAGCCUCAGAAUAUGGUCGCCCCACAAAUGAUGCAAAAGGGGCCAAUGCCGAAAUCAGAACAGGUGCAAAUCUCUGAGCCUCAGACUCUUCCAGCGGGAGUGGACGCUGCUAUGUUGCAACAAGUUGUGAGCCUACCUCCUGAAACGGUGGCUUCAUUGGCACCGGAACUGCGGCAACAAGUGAUUCAGAUCCAACAGAUGUAUAGGCAAGGUCAGAUGAUGCUUUGAGCAUUAUCAGCAACUUGGUUAGAAACUUAGAAUAGGAUAAGCUUUUAGUUUAUCUUCUGUCACAGACUCAGUGUAAAACACUUCAAUCUCCCUGUGUUGUUUGUGAGAAAUACAGCUUCUUUCAAUUUCAUUCUCCCUGUGUUGUUUGAAUUUCUUGCUCUUCAUAAUGCUUGCUUUUCAUCCCCAUUG